AACAGCAGCAGGACUUAGGCCUACUUGUCCAAAUGUAUACCAAUUCAACUUGAUAAUUUUCCUUACAGUCAUGUGACCACAUCUUUGUGAAAUAAAUAGACAUCCGCACAGUGUCAAAAACCAGUGACUACCAAUCCACAAAGGAAUGAAGGGCCCUUUGGUUUUUGCCACUUUAAUUGUGGCUGUGCUCUGUGCACAAGAACGUUUUGAUGGGCAUCAAGUUCUUCGCAUAACUGCAAGAGAUGAAGGUGAAAUAAAUCUUUUGGAGGAACUUUCUCAAAUCGAAGAACUUGAGCUGGACUUCUGGACAGAGCCAGUUCAUUCAACUCUUCCUGUGGAUGUCCGUGUUCCUUCCCAGAGUCUUGAGAUGGUCAAGAUGUAUCUGGACUCCCAUAGUAUUCAUUACUCAGUAAUGAUGGAGAAUGUUCAGGAUGUCCUGGAUGAAGAGCAACAAGGGAUGUUUGGCGCUCGUCAGCACCAGCUUAGGAGCACAGACGACUAUGAUUAUACCAACUACCACACAAUCGAUGAGAUAUACAGUUUCAUGGACAUGCUGGUGGCUGAAAACCCUUCCCUCGUGAGCAAAAUUGUAAUUGGUCAGAGCUACGAGGGCCGUCCUCUUAAUGUGCUGAAGUUCAGCACAGGCGGAUCCAAUCGUCCUGCCAUCUGGAUCGAUACCGGAAUUCAUUCCCGUGAGUGGGUCACUCAGGCCAGUGGGACUUGGUUUGCAAAGAAGAUUGUGCAAGAUUAUGGGCAUGACCAGGCUGUCACUGCAAUCCUUGACAACAUGGACAUCUUUCUGGAGAUCGUCACUAAUCCUGAUGGCUAUCAUUACACACACGUCUCUAAUCGCAUGUGGCGCAAGACAAGAAAGCCUAACCCUGGCUCCUCUUGUGUUGGAGUGGACCCAAACAGAAACUGGGAUGCCGGCUUUGGAGGUUCUGGUGCCAGUGGAAAUCCUUGUUCCGAGACCUUCCGAGGCCCAAGCGCUCAUUCGGAGUCUGAGGUGAAAUCAAUUGUGGACUUUGUGAAGGCCCACGGAAACGUGAAGGCUUUUGUAUCCAUUCACGCUUACUCCCAAAUGCUUCUGUACCCCUACGGCUACACCAGGACCCCUGCUAAAGACCAAGCUGAACUGCAUUCCCUGGCACAAAAAGCCAUUACUGACCUGGCCUCUCUGUAUGGCACACGCUACAGAUAUGGCAGCAUCAUCAACACCAUCUAUCAAGCCAGUGGAAGUACCGUUGACUGGACCUAUAACCAGGGCAUCAAGUAUUCCUACACAUUCGAGCUGAGGGAUACAGGUCGCUAUGGUUUCAUCUUGCCAGCCAAUCAGAUCCUUCCAACCGCACAGGAGACAUGGCUUGCUCUGAUGGCCAUCAUGGAGCAUACCAAAGCAAAUGCCAUUUAAAGAAGAAACAAACACUGGAAAAUUGAAUUAGCUAAAUUAAAGAAAAUGUGCAACAAA
Messenger RNA from Engraulis encrasicolus (European anchovy), 1468 nucleotides. It is a transcript of the gene cpa5, whose product is annotated as carboxypeptidase A5. The transcript is spliced from 11 exons. Gene Ontology annotation, biological process: proteolysis. The record is from RefSeq and is a predicted model, not a curated record. The coding region runs from base 146 to 1411 and encodes 421 amino acids. Lineage: Eukaryota; Metazoa; Chordata; Actinopteri; Clupeiformes; Engraulidae. Gene Ontology annotation, molecular function: zinc ion binding; metallocarboxypeptidase activity.